Aethina tumida (small hive beetle) is the source of this 1188-nucleotide messenger RNA. RefSeq names its product integral membrane protein DGCR2/IDD. Bases 96 to 551 code for a protein of 151 amino acids. The transcript is spliced from 4 exons. Gene Ontology annotation, cellular component: membrane. The record is from RefSeq and is a predicted model, not a curated record. NCBI's taxonomy places the organism in Eukaryota, Metazoa, Arthropoda, Insecta, Coleoptera, Nitidulidae.
ACAUUCACAAAUCGUCAGCGGAGGUCGGAACAACAACUACUCUCACAGUGGCGGCCCGACACCGACCAAAUUAGUCAGCCCGUUCCCGCAUCGAGAUGACACCUCUACAGGGGUCCCUCGGGGUCUUCCUGCUACUCUAUACGAUCACAGAUUACAUAGUUUCCUCAUCCCCCCUGCGACCCGCUAGUCCGGCGGUCAUUAAAGCAGGGGGGAUUGAGGAGGAUUGUACGGACUUCCAAGGAAAGACAAUCCCCCAUGGCCUCCUCUACGUUCCAGGACCAGCCGUUUGUACCAUGUGCGUCUGCUAUCAUUCCGAGCCGAUGUGGUGUAAAGCCAUCUACUGCGAUCCCCCAUACUUCUGCAAAAAGUUCCGCGUAGGCGAACGAUGUUGCGAGUUCAUUUGCCUGGACCCGCCCGGCGACGAGGCGAUGAAGAUGUUGGAGAGAUACCGACAGAAGUUGCGUCUCAAUGGCGGCGAGUCGAAGAAAAGUUUGGCCAUCACGUACCUCAUAUUGGUACCGUCGCUGGUGGUGAUUAUGAUUGUCUUGUGAUAUGUAGCCUACUAUGCUCCUAGAUUGUAUAAAUCCACCGUUUCGUACAUAUGAUAUUUAAUUAAUCCGUACAGAUGCUCAAGAUACACCGACCAAAUUCAUCACGUCUAACGCUUUGGAGAUAUUGAGGCCGGUACGAAUGUAUGAAUGCGAUUACGGUAAUCGAUGGAAACAAAUUUCAGCAGAUUUAUUUGCCUGUGCUGUACUUAAAAAUCUCCGCAUCAUGUUCUCGAACGUUGUCUUGGAUUUUCUGUAUUGACUGACGUAAAUAAGUCGGGAUGAAGGGAGUUUUCAUGCAUUUGUACGGGCACUCAAUAUUAAUCCUUCCGCAGUUUUCUUACGCUAACUGUUGGAAGUCACCUCUAGUAUGGAUCAAAAUUAAAUGGAGGACCCUAUGUUCUAAAAAUUUUAAAGACUAAUAAUAUUUUUGUAACAAAUUUGGAAUUUGAUAAAUUGAUUAGUUUUGUGCCAAAUCAUAAUUGACUUUUCUCGAUGACCUAUUUAUUUUACAGACCUUUGGUAAGAUUCACCAAAAAUUUAGUAAAGCUUUUUUCAUACUGAAACAUAUUUUAAUUAAUAAUAUUGUUUCACAAGAAUGUUGUGUUGAUAUGCAGAAUGAAAUAAAUGUUUUAUGUUG